UGAAGUGACUUCACGGCGUGCGGUUGGGUGCCAGCGAGGUGCGCGCGGGACAUUCUGCCACGUCUGCCGGUGCCCGAGGUCUACCCACGCGCGGCCUGGGCCGCUGGCACCGCACGUGGGCGCCUCGCGCUUCCCAGGCUGCCUCGGUGGGCGCGGGCGGUGGGCGCGGGCAGUGAGCCCAGCCCUGCGCCCCGCCGGGAUGCGCGCCCUCCGCGCUGUGCUGGGACUGUCCCUCCUCGGAGCGCUCCGAGCCUUCCCGCAGGAUGGAGCCCGCAUGGACGCCUGUGCCAGAGACUCCAGCCGCUACUAUGAUGAGGCAGCCAGGAGGUGCUGUUACCGUUGCCCAGAGGGACUGUCUGCCCAGCAGCCAUGCCCACAAGGGUCCUCCGACUGCCAGAAGCAGUGUGAGCCUGACUACUACCUGGGUGGGAGCGGCGGCUGCCUGGCCUGUGUGAGCUGUUCCAAAGAUGACCUAGUGGAGAAGAGGCCCUGCUCAUGGAACUCCUCCCGCGUCUGUGAGUGCCGGGCCGGCAUGUUCUGUGUCACAUCCGCCACCAACUCCUGUGCCCGCUGCUCCCUGCAUUCCGUCUGCUCAGCAGGGAUGAUUGUCAAGUUCCCAGGCACAGCAGAGAGGGACACUGUCUGCGAGUCACCUUCUCCAGGGACCAGCCCUGACUGCAGCAUGAGUCCAGAGGACUGCAAGGCGCCUGCCAGUGGCACCAGCCCCCAGGCCAAGCCCAGUUUGACCUCCUUAGCAAGCAAUGCCAGGACCAUGCUUCUCGGAAAGGGUGCUCCCCUCCUCCCAGAAGACGAUGCAGAAAUGACGAAGACCCCCAACUCGUCCUCCUCCGCGGGGAAGCUCAGUUCAGAUCCAGGGCUAACCCUGCAUCAGCCUUGCCCCCAGGGGUCUGCUGACUGCCAGAAGCAGUGUGAGCCUGACUACUACCUGGAGAGGGAUGGCCGCUGCACAGCCUGUGUGAGCUGUUCGGAAGACGAUCUCGUGGAGAAGACACCCUGCAUGUGGAACUCCUCCCGCGUCUGCGAAUGUCGACCUGGCAUGUUCUGUGUCACAUCAGCCACCAACUCCUGUGCCCGCUGCGUCAUUCUCCCCAUCUACUCACCAGGGACAGUCACCAAACUCCAGGGUCCGGCUGAGAGGGACAGUACCUAUGAGCUGCCUCCCCCAGAAGCCCACUCAGACUGCAGCACCAGCCCAGAGGACAGCGAGGCUCCCACCAGCACCAGCCCCUUCUUGACCUCCCCGGCUGGCUCCCAGACCAGUCAGGGGCACGGAGGGGGCAUCACCCACGCCUGGGGGGACACCAUCCUCACGAGUGCUCCCAUCUCUUUCUCCUCCACGGGAAAGCCCAUUCUGGGUUCAGGGCCUGUGCUCUUCUGGGUGCUGGUCGCGCUGAUGACGGUCAUCGGCUCCAUCUCUUUCCUCUUGUGCCACAGGAGGGCCUGCAAGAAGUGGAUUCGGCAGAAGCUCCACCUGUGCUACCCAGUCCAGACCUUCCAGCCCAAGCUGGAGCCUGCGGAUUCCAGGUCUGGGAAGAGCCUUACGCAGUCAAAGAGAAGCGCGUCUGUGGCAGAGCUGAGCACAGGAGAAAUGGGGCUCAUGGGUGCCCCAGCUGUGAAGACCUGCCCCAGUGUGGGGGCAGCCUGCCUGGAGAGCCUGCAACUGCUGGAUGCCAGCCCGGCUGAGAGCCCUGGACCCUCGAGGAACCCUCCUGAGCCCCGAGUGGCCACGGAGCAGACCAAUAACAGGAUUGAGAAAAUCUACAUCAUGAAGGCUGACACAGUGAUCGUGGGGACCGUGAAGACUGAGGUGCCUGAGGGCCGGAGCCUGGUGGGGCCAGCGGGGCCCGAGUUUGAAGAGGACCUGGAAGUGGACCAUGCCCCCCACUACCCGGAGCAGGAGACAGAACCACCUCUGGGCAGCUGCAGGGACGUCAUGUUCUCGGUGGAGGAGGAAGGGAAGGAGGGCCCCUUGCCCACGACUGUCUCUGGGAAAUGAGGCCUGGCUUAGGCAGGGGCUUAGAGGGCAGCUGAGUGCCCCAUGCUGGUGGCAGAGGUCCAUCUGGCCUGAACUGAGGUCCCAGCAUCCAGUGGGAAACCCGUCUGUCAGUGGAGUCGGGUUCUGGUGGUCUCUGCCUGAAUCCCCACUCAACUGCCCUCCAAACAAGACCUAGGGGAGCUGGGGCUUGUGCAGUAGAAUCAGCCAUGGGGCUGGAUCUGGAUGGCAGGGUUUGUUGGAGCAACAGCCACUGGGCAUCUGCCUCUUGCUAUUGCCAAGAAGAUGCCCCCAGAGCCCUGGCAUCAGACACAUACCACCAGGCCCAGAGCCCACCAGAAACCCAUACCCUUAGCAUUCCCCUCUCACUCUGGGUCUUGGGAGUCAUGCCCACCAGGCCUGGCUGCCAUGCCAGCAGCCCCCAGGUACUGUAAACAAGGCCCUCCAUGGCACUGAGGCAGCGUGUCCUCGGCAGCCCCCAUCUUAGCUAGAGCCACCACACUGCACCCUUUGUGGAGGUGAGCACCUGGCAUGGCCUCCAGCCCUGCUUGGGCUGAGUGGACCUUCCUGGUGCUGUCAGCCCCGCCCUGUUCUUUAGCCCCCACAGGGGGCCAGGUCCUCACCUGUCCCUGCAACAGGAGGUACCCAAGACCCGGCCUGCCCAGCCAUGGCUGCAGGGAGCAGGGCCUGCUCCACUUUCCCCGGGGUGCUUCCCUUCACAGAGGACGGGCCCUGCAGGCCCUUCCUGGGCCCUUGCCUACUCUGCGGACUCCCCCCUGCUCUGUCCUGGGACAUGAAGAUGCGUCUUUCCCAGAUCUGCCCCAUGCACAGACCCCGAUGGCGCCAGGCCCUGCCCAUGGCUCCAGCCGCCCAGCGCCCAAGGUUAGGAUGUGGCUGUCAAAAAGCAACAUGUUCUCACCCAGACAUUCACCUCAUUCUGGACUGUUGGAAAAGAAAGAACAUUUCGUAGUUCAAUCUGGAUUUCAGGAUUUUUGCAUUUCACGCUAAGGAGUCAAGCUGCCUGACUUGGGUCUGCUGGCCUGCUCUCCCCAGAGCUUUCAGACUCUUGUAAACAAACAAGUGGCCUUGGAAAGGGACACGCGGGCAGAUGACAAGUCUGCUGCAGCCUGGAGUAUUAGGUCUGCUUCUGGAAUUACCCUGCUCGAAGCCUGGCCCUGGAAGGCUGUUGUUUACUCACCGACCCGCUUGCUCUGCUCUCUGCUCUCUGGAGGAAGUCGGGGCUAGGUCAGGAAUCAGAAGGGUAGUUUCUGAAACCACUCAGAUAUUUUGGGGAAAGUUGGAGAGGCUGGGACACUGCGAGAGGCCAUUACACCAGAACCUGAAAAUGUUUACGUGGGCUGGACAACAUUUGCCAAAAUGCCUUUGUGCAAGGAUGGCGUGGGCAUGCCCUGUCCCCCUGAGCAUCAGCUGAGAGGUGUCCAGGGAUGCCCGUGCUCAGAGCAGGGCCUCUGGCAGCCUUGACUUGAGGAUGUUGAUACAUGUUUAGUGAAAGGAAGCACUCCCCCACCCAAGGGCGCUUUUGAUUCUCUGAUAUUUUGGGUCCUUUAAAAAUGUGUAAGGUCCCUUAAAAACGAAUCACAAGGAAGGCUGCGAUUGAGAGGAUUUGAGUACCUCUGAGCAGGAAGGGUCCCAGCAGUCCCUCUCCCAGCCCCAGACACCCCAGCCAGCCUCUGGGGACAGGGAGCCUGUGACCUGCUGGGGCAGCCCUUCCCCUACCAGGGUUCUUCCUCAGGCACCCAGGCAAAGCUUUCCUCCGUGUCUCCCACUCUCUGGCCCAAGGCUGUCCCUGUGGGGAUAUUCAGAAUAAAGCUGCCCUUGUCAUA
This is a messenger RNA of Manis javanica (Malayan pangolin), 3858 nucleotides long. RefSeq names its product TNF receptor superfamily member 8 (gene TNFRSF8). Gene Ontology annotation, biological process: signal transduction. Lineage: Eukaryota; Metazoa; Chordata; Mammalia; Pholidota; Manidae. The record is from RefSeq and is a predicted model, not a curated record. Gene Ontology annotation, molecular function: protein binding; transmembrane signaling receptor activity.